CUCUCCCCCCGCCGCGGACGUUGCGGCGGCGGCGAAGCCACGUCAUCCGGUGAUCAUCUACACACACUCCCCAAAAGUCAUACACACAAACCCGAAAGACUUCAUGGCUCUUGUCCAGAAACUCACCGGAAUGUCGCGAUCCGACGAAGAUUCCACCGCCGUCGGAGAUCGCCGGGGGAAAUCUCCGGCGACUCGUGACGUCGCCUCCAACCACGGAGAGGAUCAGAACAAAACCGUCAACAACAGUAACGGUAGCAGAAAUCAUCAGCUCCAGGGACGCAACAGCAACAGAAGCUGCUACGCCGGAAACCGGAGGGGCAUUUUCGUGAAUAACGCGAUUUUCACGGAGGACAGCGAAUCUUCGUCGGUGAUAACGACGGAGGAGAACAUCGGAGAACAAGGACAAGUGAACUCGUCGUCCUGCUCGUUCGCGGCGGUGCCACCGCCGUAUCCGCCGCCGCCACCGCCAUCACCGGCGAUGUUCGAUGUCGCUUCGUCGUCGACGUCUCCGGCGAUCAAUUACGGCGCGUAUUUGUCGGGGAUUCCGAUUUUCGCAACGAAUCCAUCGGAUGGAUUCCACUGCGUGUCGAACGAAUCAUUGGCGAAUUUCGAAAUGGAUCCGAUGUUCUUCGCCCCAAACAUGAGAAGCUCCUUCUCUUCCUCCUCGUCUUCUGGGUUCGAUGGCUUAACUGAGUUUCGAGAUUUCUAGAACUCCGAUUUUUUUUAAAAACAAUUAAAUUUAUUCGUCUACAUAUUUUUUUCGGCUAAUAAAACUUCACAGGAGCGAGGAUUAAUAAAUCGCAAUAAUUUCCUUCA
Molecule: messenger RNA, 816 nt
Organism: Tarenaya hassleriana
Lineage: Eukaryota; Viridiplantae; Streptophyta; Magnoliopsida; Brassicales; Cleomaceae
Product: VQ motif-containing protein 20
Exons: 1
Coding region: 104-709 (201 amino acids)
Source: RefSeq, a predicted model, not a curated record